Messenger RNA from Colletotrichum costaricense, 1803 nucleotides. RefSeq lists its product as uncharacterized. Lineage: Eukaryota; Fungi; Ascomycota; Sordariomycetes; Glomerellales; Glomerellaceae. The transcript has 6 exons. The record is from RefSeq and is a predicted model, not a curated record. Bases 1 to 1803 code for a protein of 600 amino acids.
AUGAAAUUGUCAGCUAGCCAAAUCACCACGGUGGUGGUACUGGGCAUUGCGCCCUUGGCUAUUGCCCAUGGCGCUCACGAAGCCGGCGCCGACGCCAUGGAGAUGGACAUGGGCAUGGCACAAGGCGCAGACGAGUCAAAAGCCGAAUCCAAAAGCUAUCCUCCAACAUACUUUGCGCUCGCCGACCAUGCCGGAAUAAUGUACGCACACAUUGGACUUAUGGUGCUCGCCUGGGUAUUUGUUCUGCCAAUUGCUGUGAUGCUUUCCAUUGCUCGCUCUAGAUAUACACUUGCGCUGCAAUUUGUUUUCAUGGCCGUCAAUGCGCUUGGAGUUCUCCUGGGAACAAUCUACAAUGCCAGCACGCCUGAUCUCUACCCCAACAAUGCGCACCACAAACUGGGCUGGCUGGUGACUUGGGUUCUCUUGGCGCAGGUCCUGAUCGGCCUUGUUGGAAGAGUUGCUGGCGCUUUGAGGCACGACAGGCGCGGAACAUCCGACAGUAACCAAUACCAGUCAUUCAUUCCAGUAACUGCGGCUGCUAUGGCAGAGCACCACCGCGUUAACAGCUCUCGAUAUGCUAGCGAGUAUCGCCUGUCCAACGACAGCGGGCAGGGCACCGAGCCUUGUACCGAAUCGCUCCGGAGUCAUUCCCGCUCCUCAUCGUCCAAUGAGGUGUCCCCGCGCAACUCCGACGCCUACCUAAAGGAGUACGCCGAAGAAGAGGACGAUAUUGAAGAUGGCCUUCCCAUGCCCAUGCCGAGUAACAGGGACGAGAACACCAGUGCCAACCCCAGGUCGACGAUUGCAAGAGUAGCGGGGAAGAUUCCUUCGCGCGUGUUGAAGGGCUUGGUCUUUUUCUACAACUCAAUCGAUAGACUUAUCUUGCCGCUGGGGUUUGUCACCUUGUGCCUAGGUAUUGUGACCUACGGGCGGUUCUUUGAGGGCAACGGCAUCUUCAGCGGUUUGGCGCAUUGGGUCAAGGGCGGCAUUUUCUGUUGGCUUGGCUUGUUGACCCUUGGUCGAUGGACCGGCAGCUUUGGUGAACUCGGAUGGGCGUGGAAUGUUCGGCCGAAGCGUGCCGACGGCAAGUGGCGGCCCUCGGCCGAGUUUGUCGAGAGCGCCCUCAUUUUCGUCUACGGAUCGACCAACAUUUUCCUCGAGCAUCUUGGAAACUGGGGAGGAGAAUACAGCGCGCAGGAUUUGGAGCACAUCUCAAUCACUGUUCUCUUCAUUGGUGGUGGACUGGUUGGCAUGCUUAUCGAAUCUAGUUGGGUUCGAGAGCUCUUGAACACAUCAGUCAUCAACGCUGCUUCUGAGCACUACCGCGACGAGGAAGAGCAGAAGAAGGACCUACAACCGCCAAAGCAAUAUGAGUUCUCCAUUAACCCCAUCCCAGCACUCGUCAUCCUUCUCCUGGGCAUUAUGAUGAGCUCGCACACGCAGCACUCUAUGGUUUCGAGCAUGAUUCACAAGCAGUGGGGUAACCUCCUCACCGGCGCCUCUUUUGCUCGUGGGUUCUCGUAUGUCAUCAUGUACCUGAAGCCCCCAAAGUCCAUUCUCCCGUCUCGACCACCCACGGAGCUCCUUGCCUCAUUUGGCCUGAUUUCUGGUGGGAUCAUCUUCAUGGCGAGCGCUAGCGACACAGUCGAAGGCAUGGAGCACUACAAUCUGGAUGCCAUGUUCAUGUACACCGUGACCAUGGGUCUUGUAGGCGUCUUGAUGGCCUGGGUCAUCAUUGUGUUGGCCAUCAAAGGCUGGGCUGUGCGCAAGGAGGCCGGCCGCCGGUCGUAUCGGCUGCCCUGA